Molecule: messenger RNA, 1270 nt
Organism: Stylophora pistillata
Lineage: Eukaryota; Metazoa; Cnidaria; Anthozoa; Scleractinia; Pocilloporidae
Molecular function (GO): extracellular matrix structural constituent; oligosaccharide binding
Source: RefSeq, a predicted model, not a curated record
AUGGGGCGCAUUUCGGAGCAAGAUCUGAGAGCUGUUAACUUUGCCGACAAGAUAGAAGGACAAAAGCUGAACGGAAGCCUGAUAAGAGAAAUACAAGUGGAUUCGGAAAGUUCCUGUCAGUUUGAGUGUGUGAAUGAGGAGCGAUGUCAGUCUUACAACUUUGGAACCGUGAAGGACGAAUUAGAGAAAUUCAAGUGCCAACUAAGUGACUCUGAUCGAUUUGCUGUAAUUUCCAACCUCACUGAGGAUAAUAAUUUCACAUACAGGGGAAUAAAGAGUGAAAACGCUGUUAAGUGUUUAACGAGUAUCACUGGCACUGUUCGCUAUAAUGCCACCCGAAAGGCCUGGGAAUGGUGUAAUGGUAAAGUUUGGCAACCAGGGAUUGGUUUGGACGCUACUGACCCAGGACGUCACUGUCUCGAUAUUUUAAAGUCAGGUCAAAGUCGUGGUAGCGGGCUUUACUGGAUCGAUCCAAACGGUGGUUUAAGAAAUGACUCUUACCAGGCUUUUUGCGAUAUGGAGACCAGUGGUGGAGGCUGGACACUAAUUUCCACGAAAGUGUCUCCAAGCUUCCACUUUAUUAAGACAGCCUUCCUAGCAUCAGCAGCAAGAACCACGGACGCAGAUGCAUCGAGUCACAUCCACCCUGACAUGGUGGACUGGGAAGAAGUCCUGUUUCGGUUCAGUGACGUCAAUACCAUUCGGGUUAUUUAUAACAGGAAGGCAGGCGCUCCAAAUGAGGACAAAACUUACUUCGACAAGUUCUUGAUGGGGAACACUUGCAAUCAGGCGAGGAUCAUCCACGGUUUUUACAAGUACAGCCCAGCAGAUGAAAACAAGAGGAAUCCCUCUUCUGGUUUUGCUUCAAUAUCAUAUUUGCACUUCGCAUCAAACCACGGGAUAUCUGAAAGCCACGGUGGCACAGACAAGUGGAUUGACAUGUGGAAUUCUGCUGACAGCUCAAACAACUACAACACUUCCGACGACGGCAGCGCUCUUGGUACCAAGUGUAUUGCGGGCUACUGUUAACUGACCAAACCAAUCUGGGUCAUGGUAAGAUAGGAAAAAAGAAAAACAGCAGUUGAAAACUAAGAAAAGGUGCUGUCAAGUUUAUGUAAGGUGAUGGGAUUUAAACGAUUAUUCUAUGCUGCGACAACUAACCAACUAACGUUUUUGUACAAGUAAUACGAGCUGCUUAAAGUCUUGAUAUUAGGUCAGUCAUUGGAGAGGAUUAUCAUCAUCUUGGUGUAAUUGCUUGAAAUAAAUUUUA